This is a messenger RNA of Miscanthus lutarioriparius, 1341 nucleotides long. Lineage: Eukaryota; Viridiplantae; Streptophyta; Magnoliopsida; Poales; Poaceae. The record is from the annotation of a GenBank genome assembly.
AUGGAUGUCGUGGAGCUUGCUGCGGCGGCGAGGCAUGGAUGCAAGGUCUGCGAGAAAAGCUUCCUGUGCGGCCGGUCGCUCGGAGGAGACAUGAGAUCGCGCAUCUCGCUCGGCGAGGCGGCGCUGGAGGUUCACGCCGACGACGAGCUGAGGCGUGCUUCGCCGAACGGUGGCCGGAGCUGCAAUGGAGUGGUCGGGUACGGGCUGAGGGAGAAUCCCAGGAAGACUCGGCGGCUAUCCGACUUCGCCAACGAGGAGGAUGGCGACCAUGGCGAUGGCGAUGGCGAUGGCGAUGGCGAUGGAGAGCAGCACAAGGCGUGCCGGGAGUGCGGGAAGCUGUUCUCGUCGUGGAGGUCUCUGUUCGGGCACAUGCGGAGCCAUGCGUCCGGCGGCAGGUAUCGCGACGACGAGCAUGAUGUGGACGUGGAAGAGGAGGAAUUAGUCCCAGUCCCAGAGGAGGCGGAAGCAGAGGAAACAGAGAUGGUGACGCCGAUAGAGGCGCCUGUGGCGGCGGCGCCGGCGGCUCUGACGGUGCUGUCCGCGCCCCCUAGGCGGAGGCGCCGAACGAUGCGCGUGGCAGCUCCUGCCCCCGUGCCGCCGUCGCCGCCGAUGCUGAGCGGGUUCGAGAAGGAGCCGGAAGACGUCGCGCUCUGCCUGCUGAUGCUCUCGCGCGACACCGGCAUGUGGAGCUCGCCGGCCAAAGAGGAGCCUUUCGAGAGCGCGGAGAAGCAGGCGGGCCUCCCAAGAAGCGGCUACGCUUACAAUUCCGACGACGACUCAGCUCUGCUCCAGUCCGCCGACGCCAAGAUCAAGGGCCGCGUCGCCAAGAGGAGGAAGCGAGGCUCCCCGAAGCAGCGACGCGAUCUCGUGGCGCCGAAGCGGACCCGGUACGAGUGCCCGGGGUGCGGCAAAGUGUUCAGCUCGUACCAGGCGCUCGGCGGCCACCGCGCGAGCCACAAGCGGAUCAACGCCAGCUGCAGCUCCCCCAAGGUCACCCCCGCCGCCGCGUCCUCCACGCCGGAGCCAAGCACCGAGACGUACGCGUCGUUCAACACACUGUCCCCCUCCGUGUCGCCGGACUCGGUGGCCAUCGGCUUUGGCAAGCCCAAGGACGAAGCGGUGGGCGACGCGAAGUUCGAGUGCGCGGUCUGCUUCAGGGUGUUCGCGUCGGGGCAGGCUCUCGGCUGGCACAAGCGGUCGCAUCUGAUGCCCUCCGAGUCCGACGACGUCGAGCUGUACUACGUUAACGGCGCCGGCGCGGACCACCAGGAGCAGCAUUCAGCAGCCGCGGACGGGUUCCUUGAUCUCAACUUCCCACCGGCUGUACCGGAGGAGGCUUGA